UCUUUGUUUAUUAGCUUUGCCUGCAGUCAACCUGGCCGCCUGGGCUGCAGGGUUAGCUAGCUUCAAUCAGCCGUGUAGCCUCCAGUAAUGACUUCUAACGUUACUCUACCUCAGUGACAGUCAGUCAGUGUUAUUCUAACGUAACUGUUAAACGCAAUGGGUUUACCGCAGAGCUCGUUUUUGUCGGACGGGGGAACUAACAGUGGAUAUCAUGUCCAUGGGGUACAAGAGGACUCCCCUGCUCUGAGAGCAGGACUGGAGCCAUUCUUUGACUUCAUUCUCUCUAUAGGAAAUACCAGACUUAAUAAAGAAAGUGACUUGCUGAAAGACCUUCUAAAGGCCAAUGUGGAGAAAGCGGUCAAACUUGAAGUGUACAACUCUAAAACCCAGCGGGUGAGAGAACUGGAGGUGACACCCAGUAACAUGUGGGGUGGUCAGGGUCUGCUGGGCGCUAGUGUCCGCUUCUGCAGCUUCGAAGGAGCCAACGAAAACGUGUGGCAUGUCUUGGAUGUGGAAGCCAAUUCCCCUGCAGCGUUGGCCGGCCUUAUUGCACAUGAUGACUUCAUUGUGGGAGCUGACCAGGUGUUGCAAGAUUCAGAGGAUUUCUUUUCUUUGAUUGAAGCCAACGAGGGGAAACCUCUGAAGCUGCUCGUGUACAACACACAGAGUGACCAUUGCAGAGAGGUAGUGGUGACUCCGAAUGGAGCAUGGGGAGGAGAGGGAAGCUUAGGCUGUGGUAUCGGCUAUGGCUACUUGCACAGGAUCCCAACUCGUCCAGUUCAGCCCAACACUGAGACUAAAAGUGUUCUACAAACCACAGUCACUGGCAGCAGUGAAGAGCUGGUUGCAAGUGACACUGAGCAACCCUCGGUGACUGCAGGUAGCCCCUCUGGUGUCAACAAAACAGGUUUGAAUCAAAUUGAAGAAGCUGUGCAGGAGUUGUGUGUAACCUCACCCACACCGCCAGCUAUAGACUUUGACAUUUCCAACAUACCCGAGGCACUUACUCCAGACUUGUCAGACAUGGUUUCCACCAAUGACAUGGGCCACAGCUCCAUGUUUGCUAAUUAUGGAGAUGACUCUUGUGAUCAGUAUAGCUUGGAUACCUCAUCUGCAGACCAAAGACCUUCAUCUCCAGAGAAGGAAGAAGAAUCCGACCUCCAGGAAACUGUGCAGGGUCAUGGUUUAGACCUGAUCACCAGCACUUCUCCAAACAGCGAGGGUGGUGACGACAUCAUUGGCCUUGAAGUCACCACAGAGAAUCUGUCUGACACAAGUAUCCCAGAGGUGCAAGAUACUAAUUCUGAUCCCUCAAGCUCAGCCCGUAUUAUGAAGGAAGAAACGCCUGAGAGUGCAGUGACAGAGAGUUAAGAGGACUGCUGCACUGCUGCUUAAUCAACACUGGUUCGAGCUGACUUGCAUAACAGAACAGGAGAUUUAGAACACAUUAUGAUACAGAAAGCUGUAAGUUGCAUCACUGGAGCUAUUUUUUAAUUUCCAAGAGUUUUUAUUUAUACACAGGUGCCAUUGCUGCAUGCUCAAUUGCACAUUUAAGAAGAUUUUAUGUUGACUGGAAAGACCAGAAAGGCAGAUGCAAUAUGAAUGUACUCCAUAUUUUACGCAUACUGCAUUCAGCAUCAAACAGGAUGAAGCCUUAGUUGAGUCUUAGCUGCUGUUAUUUAUCAAUGUCAUCCUGGUUUGCACUAAAAAGCCAAAGGUUAAUAAUAUUUCUUGUUGCCCUUACCAUCAUCACCUUAUAAAUUGUAUGAAACACUGUAGAAAAAGAAUGCUUAAGCUGGAAUUCACGCAGAUCCAUCAUGUGGUUUUUAUAUUUUGGAAUUUGGGCUUUAUGUUUUUAUUUUCAUGUAGGUUGAGUUUGAGGUAAAUAUAUAUGUAGGGAAAAAAAGAUUCUUUUAAAUCUCAGGCAUUUACUGUUAAGCCUCUUUGCCUUAUGUCUCAUUUGAAAUUUCCUUUCAUACGUGUGGGUUGAGUUUCGGUUGUUGUAAACGAGCAGCAUGUUGUGAACAUGUUUGAUGCAGCUCUUAUUGUUUUCUGUUUCUCUUCUUGACAAAGUUUUAAGUUGAAUUAGGUUCCUGAUUUUUAUGGAUGGACAAAAAUAUUCAAAUAUUUAUUAAAAAAGAAGCUACUCAAGAUAAA
This is a messenger RNA of Thunnus maccoyii (southern bluefin tuna), 2157 nucleotides long. RefSeq names its product Golgi reassembly-stacking protein 1-like. The transcript has 9 exons. The record is from RefSeq and is a predicted model, not a curated record. Gene Ontology annotation, molecular function: protein binding. NCBI's taxonomy places the organism in Eukaryota, Metazoa, Chordata, Actinopteri, Scombriformes, Scombridae. Gene Ontology annotation, biological process: Golgi organization. Gene Ontology annotation, cellular component: Golgi apparatus. Bases 157 to 1371 code for a protein of 404 amino acids.